Molecule: messenger RNA, 1692 nt
Organism: Rubroshorea leprosula
Lineage: Eukaryota; Viridiplantae; Streptophyta; Magnoliopsida; Malvales; Dipterocarpaceae
Source: the annotation of a GenBank genome assembly
GUUCCAAGGCUACCGCAGUUGAGGGCAAAGCUACAAGCCGGUUUUGGAAAACAAAAAAUGAGCGAGAGGGUUUUGUUUCUACUUCUUUGUUUGAAUGUGGUCUCUUAUCUAGUGAUUGCUGAAACACAAACAUGUCCUGCUGAUCUUGGUGGUAAAUGUGCUGAUGAUUCAGGUGAUUGGGAAGGGGAAUUUUUCCCUGGCAUUCCAGAGGUUAAGUAUGAGGGCCCUUCUAGCAAGAAUCCUCUAGCAUACAAAUGGUAUAAUGCAGAGGAGGUGAUUCUUGGGAAGAAAAUGAAGGAUUGGUUGAGAUUCAGUGUUGCUUUUUGGCACACAUUCCGUGGGACAGGUGUUGAUCCAUUUGGUGCACCAACCAAGUUUUGGCCAUGGGAAGAUGGUACCAAUUCCUUGGCUAUGGCCAAAAGAAGAAUGAGAGCCAAUUUUGAGUUCAUAAACAAGCUUGGAGUUGAUAGGUGGUGUUUCCACGACAGGGAUGUAGCUCCUGAUGGCAAUACCCUGGAGGAAACCAAUGCAAAUUUGGAUGAAGUGGUUGCCCUUGCCAAAGAGCUUCAGGGAAGCAAAAUCCGUCCUUUAUGGGGUACAGCCCAAUUGUUUGUGCAUCCUCGUUACAUGCAUGGUGGUGCUACCAGCUCUGAAUUAGGAGUUUAUGCAUAUGCUGCUGCUCAGGUCAAGAAAGCCAUUGAGGUAACACAUUAUUUGGGUGGAGAAAAUUAUGUCUUCUGGGGUGGCCGGGAAGGUUAUCAGACUCUUCUGAAUACUGAUAUGGAAAGAGAGCUUGAUCAUUUGGCAAGAUUUCUUGAAGCUGCUGUUGCCUACAAGAAGAAGAUUGGAUUCAAUGGAACAUUUCUGAUUGAACCCAAGCCUCAAGAACCAACCAAGCACCAGUAUGACUGGGAUGUUGCCACAACAACUAACUUCUUGAGAAAAUAUGGCCUCAUUGAUGAAUUUAAGCUGAAUGUUGAAUGCAACCAUGCUACCCUUUCUGGUCACAGCUGCCAUCAUGAGCUUGAAACUGCACGAAUCAAUGGUUUGCUAGGGAAUAUCGAUGCGAACACUGGCGAUCCUCAGAUUGGUUGGGACACAGAUCAGUUCUUGACAGAUAUUUCUGAGGCAACUUUGGUUAUGCUAAGUGUGAUAAGAAAUGGAGGGUUAGCUCCAGGAGGAUUCAACUUCGAUGCAAAAUUACGAAGAGAGAGCACUGAGGUUGAGGACUUAUUCAUUGGUCAUAUUGUUGGGAUGGAUACCUUGGCUCGUGGCCUUCGAAAUGCUGCCAAGCUGAUUGAGGAUGGUACCUUGUCCGAGCUUGUUCGUAAGAGAUACUCCAGUUUUGACUCACAGUUAGGGGCACAAAUUGAGGCCGGUAAAGCCGAUUUUGAUCUGCUUGAGAAGAAAGCCAUGGAGUGGGGAGAACCCAAGGUUCCUUCUGCUAAGCAGGAACUUGCUGAGAUGAUUUUCCAAUCUGCAUUGUAAAGAGACGAAGCUUAGCACUAGUGUUUUUAGCUGCGUAAGGCAUUAAGGGUUUUGUUCUUAAAAAGCUUUCGACUAGGAGCAAUGCAGAGUAUUCUACAAGUAGAUGCCUAGAAGUUAUAUUGUUUAAAAUAACUUUUGUUGCACUCUUUUGUCACAAUAUUGAAGCAUAAAAUAAAACUUUUGUCAUAAUUUCAUCCAGUCUAU